UGAUCAAGUGUUCAAGGCCUGGGAAGAACAGUAACGGGAGAGGAAUGAUGCUAAGUCCUCCCCCAGCCUCUGGCACAUCCGGAUGCUGCUGCUUCCACUCCUCUCGAUCUUAAUGAUGUAACAGUCUGGUAAAAAUUUGCCUUUCAUCAGUGCUGACGGCCAGUACAGAGCGGAUUCGUAAAUAAAUCCGUUUCCAACGGUGUUGAUGAUGCACGGAUUUGAUCAAGAUUUAUCGGAUUUAAUCCUUUAAUCCUCCCUGGUGCUGAAGAUGCAGGGAUGUGGUCUGAACUUGCUUAAGCAGAGAAGAUGUGGCGGUGUCAGAGUCCGUGUUUGAGGGUUGUUUAUUGGUGCCUUAACAGAAAAUAUGAAGUGAUGAGAAAGUGCAAAAUGAGGAGGAAUCGUUCCUCUUCCUGAGAAAUAUCAUAAUUCUCAUAUAUACACUAAUAAUGAGAGGAAAAGUAGAUAAUAAAAAUACUCAAGCUAGCAAUGGAGCAAAAAAUUAAACAAUAUGAAUAUGUAAAGUGGGAAGAAAUGCAAGAUAAUAUGCAGCCAAACCAAAUAUGACAUAUUUGUUAAAAACUAUAACUAACUUUAAAAUUUAAAUUUAAGUGAAGACGGUCAAUAAACAGUUGAUUAAUGAGAGAAGAAGUGAUAGAAGAACACCAGGGAGACGGGGGAUCGAUCGAUGCCAGCAUGGAGAGUGAGAGCUGGUCGCUGCUACUGUGUUUUGUCGUUCUUAUCUUAGGGAACAUGGUGGGGCAGGCAGGGGCAGGCACAGGGCUGUACAUGGGUCCCUACUUCCCCAGCCCUCAGCCCCUGAACAUCACUGUACACCUGGACACCGUCGCCUACCUUCCCUGCACUGUCAAUCAGCUUGGAGAUAAGUCGGUGUCUUGGGUGAGGCGGAGGGACGCGGACAUCUUGACGGUGGACCGCUACACCUUCGUCAGGGACGACCGGCUGACCGUACACUUCACCCCUGAUACAGGCACCUGGACGCUGGUCAUCAAGUACGUCCAGGAGCGUGACGCUGGCACCUAUGAGUGCCAGAUCUCCACCGAGCCAAAGAUGUCAAUGCUGGUCCAUCUUAACGUCAUUGUGCCGCAAGUGGAAGUGAGUGGCGCGGCGGACAAGUACGUGAGGAGUGGAUCCACCGCUCGGCUCGAGUGCAAAGUGAGCUCAACAGUUCAGCUUCCCGACUACAUCUUCUGGUACCACUCUGGGGAGCGGCUGCUGGAGUACAACAACCCCAGAGUGAAGUUCACGGUGUCGAGGCGGGGCGGGCAGGGCAGUGAGAUGAGUGUCACAUCUACUCUGGUGAUCUCCACCGCCAGGCCCUCAGACGCCGGCAACUAUACCUGCCUUCCCUCCAAUCUUCACCCUGCCACCACGCUCCUCCACGUUCUCAAUGCAGACGAGCACCCGGCUGCAAUGCACACGGGAGGAGCGACGACAACAGAGCCUCCCCCUGCAUGGGGAGUACUCCUGGCGUUGGUACUCUGUAUAGUGAUGGUCCACGCCAACCCCCUCACAGCCCAGGCAUGUGAAGGCGCGCCUAUCUUCAUUCCAAGCGACGUAGGCGAGGUACAUCGCCCCAGGAGAAGGACUAGAAGCAGGAGGAACUCGGCGUCUGGACUCAUAGCAAGGGUCUGUGAUGUGUCUCUACCUCACCGCUAUCCUUGUGAGAGCCGGUGCCGAUCGCCCUCCUCCAGGAGACAACCGGGAUCGGUUCCCUGGCGGCGGAGAGCAACAGGUUCUGAAGGCAUUGAUAGGCAGGGUCAUCUUGCCUUGCUCACUCUGUCUGCUUCAAUUCUCCACAUUGCAUUCAGAGUAAGCGAUAUAAUUGGUUCACACUAACACAUACAAACACUCACACAUUGUGUAUUAACCCUGAGUUUUAUAAUUUUGUAUAAUAUGCUUAGAGUCUCAAGCUGGAAGCUUCCAUUGAAUAAAUGCAUAAUCUGACAUGUGCAUUAUAAACCUUUUUUGUAUUGCAAUAUUAUGUAUAUGCAGCCUCAAAAAUGCAAUGUUCUUCACGCAAAACUUCAGGUUAAUGUAAAUCUGAGUUUUUAUAUUCAUUUCAUCACAUAUAUGCCUUUAGGAAACUUAAUCUUGAAUUUGGAUUAAAAGGUCUUUAAUUCUACUAUUUUCUAAAACUUUUAAUUUCCAUUUAAACGGCUGCGUUGAGGAUAAUGUGGCCAGUGUUAAAUGCUCAAAAAUUUUGUUGGAUAAGAUUAUAUUAUAUAGCAUAAAUUGCAGACAAAAUAUAAUUUUUUUCCUGAGUUCUAUAGGUGUUGAAUAUCGCAAAUAAUUGACCCGGGAAAAAUUCUUAUUGUGGAAAAAAUGUCAACGAUGCAGUCAGUACCAUUUUUAUUUUUCAAAGGACAUACCGUAAAGAAUUUCCGACCCAGAAGUUCCAAUUCGUUGAAUAUUUCAGAAAUAAAAUACAAUUCUCAUCGCCUAUGGUGCACACAGCUCAGCAGAUAACGAUCUGAAGCCAUUUUUUUGCAGUAUAUUUGAAGUCAUAUCUCGACGUCAAGAUACGACGUCAAUAUCACGGCUCUCACAGACGUCAAUACGUCAAUCGCCACGUGACGCAUUACAUUUUCUGAGCCAAAACCCACAGUGUUUUAGAGAUUGAUAUAUUGUUUCAUAAAUAAUGAACUCAUUUACUUGUGAUUUCUGAUGGCAAAUCACCUUGAGUUUCUUGUAUAGUGAUUAGUACCCUAAGAGGUGAUUUCUAUUUCUGUGUUAUUAAUUUAAGUUCUGAAUCGAGCUUAUGUAAUGUUUUCCAAAUAGCUGUUUUUUUAACAUUUUUUCCACAAUUAUUAUUUUUCUUUACGAUAAUCUUUGUUUGUAAUACACCAAGCUAAGAUUUGGGCUGAAAUUUUAAACUUAAAAUAUAUAUCGAAUAUUGUAAUUUUACUCCGAAUAAUUAAUACUUAUUGUAUUUUUUAUUAGUUUGCCCCAUCCUGUCUACUGCCUCAAGAUAAUUUUGAUUAAUUCAAUGUUGUAAACUAUCAAUUAAUGUGUUACUAACAAUGACCUGUUUAAUCACACGAGUCCCACUAGGGGCUUUCUAUUUUCGUUCGUAUAUACAACUCGUCUAGUGAAAUUUACAUUGGCUGCUAAACUGUUCUCUGAGUUUACCACUGAGUUUACAUAACACUUAUGUUUAUUAUUUAUAUCCAUGAUAAGCCUCAGAAUGUAUUGUACUCGAACAAACUCAGUAAGGGGUUUCCUGAAUGUUUUUUUACAAACUUUUGUAUCAGUGUGUGUUUGUCUGUUCACGAAGGUUGUCUCUGUAAGACAACGAAACAGAAGUCACUGUAAUGUUUGGAUACAUAAAUGUGAGAAUGAGUGGAAGUACUA
Molecule: messenger RNA, 3372 nt
Organism: Procambarus clarkii (red swamp crayfish)
Lineage: Eukaryota; Metazoa; Arthropoda; Malacostraca; Decapoda; Cambaridae
Product: junctional adhesion molecule-like
Biological process (GO): synapse organization
Cellular component (GO): neuron projection membrane
Source: RefSeq, a predicted model, not a curated record